AUGUGUUUCCUCGACAGUGGCGAGCCUGUUGGCGAGAUAAAUAAGGAUGCGGUUUCUCUUAUCCUGGAUGCCUUACUUCGACCACUUGAUGUCAAUCGUCCUUCCUCUGAGCUGCGUCCCUAUUUGGCUGAUGGUCCAGCCCCACGUGAUUUAUUUUAUCCUUUAGCCAGCACUACCUACACUACUACCACCAAAGAACGGCAAUCAUUGAUUCCAGAUUCAUCCAGUUUGGAUUCGUCGGUUGAACUGUCUAAGCAAGAGGAUGGUGAUUCCACUGUGUUUACACCAGCUGAGCUGGAUGCACUUAAAUCUUUUGGUCGUGAUAAAGUUAACCCGCUCCGAUUAUACACUCCAAAGAUGCCCCAUCCG
Protopolystoma xenopodis is the source of this 369-nucleotide messenger RNA. The record is from the annotation of a GenBank genome assembly. Lineage: Eukaryota; Metazoa; Platyhelminthes; Monogenea; Polystomatidea; Polystomatidae.